AUGUUCAUACGCCUACUUGGAAGACGCGCAUUCUCGACAAGCAUUCGAGGCAUUGGCAAACACGAUCAGGAUGUUGGUGCUCUACAGAAUUUGAUGCGCAUGGUCAACGACAUUGAAGCCUACAUGAACCCUCUUGCAACAGCCGAUUUCAAAGUACACACACAGCAAUGUAAAGCUUAUUGCACGCCUGAAGCAGCCGUUGCUAUCCCGAGUGAUGCGACCCUGUUGCCAGUGGAAAGUGAAGAGUACAAGCAUGCCCAUUUGGCUCAGGGCGGUGAAGUUUUCGUGUUUCCACAGCAUAACACACACGUUGCAUGGGCCACCACCACCGACCUCGUUACGAAUACAAGCGAUCAACCUCAUCAACAACAGAGCUUUGCUUUUGCAUAUGAUCAAGACGAACCCACGUGCGUCAAGGGCGACUUGAUCUUGUUGAAUCCGGAACAAUCACCCACAUUGGCCAAGGUAGCACUCUCCUAUGGUAUGGCUCGAUCCGUUCGUUUGGCUGUCUUUGAACAAGAAGUGGAUGCAAUGAUCAAACAAGGCUCGACCUUACAAGAGGAAGCAUUGCUCCAAUUUCGAGAGCGGUUAUGCAACGAAGCCGAUCUCGGUUUACUUGGUACACCAGACUUGACGUGGGCACGUUCGGAUCUCCAAGCCCAUUACACAGCUAUCUCCAAUCGUUUGGAUAUCGGAUCACGUAUUGCUGUCAUGCAUAAGAAAUUAGAAUUCCUUCAAGAUAGAGUAAAUGCAUCCUGGCGAUCACAACUUGUCCACUUGCUCAAAGAUAAACGAUAA
Molecule: messenger RNA, 798 nt
Organism: Lichtheimia ornata
Lineage: Eukaryota; Fungi; Mucoromycota; Mucoromycetes; Mucorales; Lichtheimiaceae
Exons: 5
Coding region: 1-798 (265 amino acids)
Source: RefSeq, a predicted model, not a curated record